AUGCCUAAGACUCACGAUCCCUCUCACAACCGAAAACAGUUCUUCAAGAUUUUGGGAGUAUUGGGCUUCCUCCUGUGGCUCCUGUUCCUCGGGACCAUGAGUUACUUGUACGGAUCUAUUUACAAGUUUCCCUCGAGAAUACAUGCUUUCCGCGUAUUACAUGUUGACUUCGACAAUGGAAUCAUCGGCGAGAGCCUCGCAGGGGCGUACAACCAGUUGCAGGGCCCUUCAUUCCCAACUUUGGUGGAGAAACCCGCCGUCGACUAUCCAGAUCUCGAGAGCGUAGUCAGCAAAGUGAGGUCUGCGGAUUACUGGGGCGCGUUUGUGGUCCAUUCCAAUUCAUCAGACCGCCUUUCGAUGGCUUUGAAAGGAGGAGAAGCAGCUGAGACGUACAAUUCUACUCCUGCAUUGACGUAUGUGUGGAAUGAAGUUCGUUAUCCACCCAUUUCUGACGAAGCGCUUGGCUCAUCCUUCGAAACACUUAUUGAAGCCACAAGACUGGCCUUUAAUGCGAAGUUCGCUCCCAAAGCGAUGGCGAGUAUGAAUAGCUCUGAUCCUGCAGCUUUACAGGUACUCCUGAACCCCAUCACUUCAGCUUCGAUUAACAUAACACCAACACCACAAGGGACCAAGCUGUUCUAUAAUACAGUAGGAAUGGUCAUGCCUAUCUUGCAGCAGUUCUUCUUUCUUCUGAUGCUUAACGGUGUGUCGUUUGAGCUGAAGAUAUACAAAAGCUUUAGCUAUACUGCCGUACUUCUCAUCCGGACCGCUUUCAGUGUUGUUUUCACUUUCGGGGCCGGCCUAUGCCAAGCAGGCUACAUUUGGGCUUUCAGGGAGAGUUGGGAUGUGAACGGGGGCCAAUUUGUCCUUACUUGGAUGACGUUAUGGCUUCUCAUGUAUAUUCACCUCCUAGUUUUAGACACUGGUACUGCAUUCUUACCUCCGCCCGCUCUACCGUUCCUUGUUCUUACCUAUAUCAUUUUGAACAUUACAGGCACGAUAAGCCCGUUCGAAGUCAAUCCAGGAUUCUACCGUUGGGCCUACGCUCUUCCAGGUCGAAACGCUUAUGAUGUUUUGACAGAUAUCUGGUCUGGUGGCGCUGUACCCCGUUUGUAUAGAGCUUUGCCUAUCCUCUUUGCUUGGCUGUUAGUGGCACAGGGCCUGGCGACAUUUGGACAUCACUUUAGGUUCCACAGGAUAAUGAAGCUUUACGAAAAAGACGAAAAGUCUGACAAUGAAGCUUCCGAUGACAAAGAGGGCCUACCUGAGUAUCCAUCUGAUUUGAAUUUACAUCGUCGCGUCAGCGAAGAAAUGACAAGUGAAGUUUGA
Lachancea dasiensis is the source of this 1329-nucleotide messenger RNA. Lineage: Eukaryota; Fungi; Ascomycota; Saccharomycetes; Saccharomycetales; Saccharomycetaceae. The record is from the annotation of a GenBank genome assembly.